Molecule: messenger RNA, 1122 nt
Organism: Sphaerulina musiva SO2202
Lineage: Eukaryota; Fungi; Ascomycota; Dothideomycetes; Mycosphaerellales; Mycosphaerellaceae
Product: l-allo-threonine aldolase
Exons: 3
Coding region: 1-1122 (373 amino acids)
Biological process (GO): L-threonine catabolic process; glycine biosynthetic process
Cellular component (GO): cytosol
Molecular function (GO): L-allo-threonine aldolase activity
Source: RefSeq, a predicted model, not a curated record
AUGGAUAGCCACGCCACCAAUGGCGUCAAGUCCAACAACUACUGGUGCACCGAAUCUCCCAUUUCUGCAUUUGACUUUAGAAGCGAUACCAUCACAACACCCAAUGCUCGUAUGCUCGAGGCCAUCACCGCCACGACAUUAGCAGAUGAUGUGUUUCAAGAAGACGCCACCACCAAUGACCUCGAGAAACUCAUCACUCUCCUGACGGGAAAAGAAGCGGCACUGUUCGUGCUCUCCGGAACCAUGGGGAAUCAAGUCGCCAUUCGCACGCAUCUGCAAGGGCCUCCGCACUCGGUCGUGGCCGACCACCGCGCUCACAUCAUCGAGUGGGAAGCGGGUGGCGUAGCGUCUCUGUGCGGUGCCCUGUGCAAAGGAGCGAUACCCAGUAAUGGAAAGUAUUUGACGUUGGAAGACGUGCAGAAGGCUGUGGAUCUGCGAGAGGAUGUCCAUGGGUGUCCUACCAAGUUGAUAUCCCUCGAGAACACGCUUGGAGGCGUCAUUUACCCCGUCGAGGAAAUCCGACGAAUUAGUGACUGGGCACAUGAACACGGCAUCAUCAUGCACUUGGAUGGUGCGAGGUUAUGGGAGGCUGUGGCUGCUGGAGCUGGGAGCUUGGCGGAUUACUGUGCUUGCUUUGACAGCGUUAGUCUGUGCUUCUCCAAAGGUCUAGGUGCACCCGUGGGAAGCAUGAUAGUCGGUACACGGGCCUUCCGAGAGCGUGCACGCUGGAUUCGGAAGAGCAUUGGUGGAGGCAUCCGGCAAGCUGGUGUUCUGACUGCUGCUGCACGGGUCGCAGUCGAGGACACCUUUCUUGGCGGCAAACUCCAAGCGUGUCACGAACGUGCCCGCCAAAUUGCCGCGCUGUGGGAGGGCUAUGGAGGCAGGACCAGCCAUGCGGUGGAGACCAACAUGGUAUGGCUCGAUGUCGAGGCCGCAGGAAUCACAGUCGACAAGUUCGUCGAGCUAGGUCAAAAAGCCGGUGUACGACUGCUCGGAGGACGAUUGGUCGUCCACUACCAGAUCGGCCAAGCGGCAAUCGAGAGACUCGACAAUCUGUUCCAAGCUGUGUUGAAACACAAAGAAUUGUCCGGUGUGAGUGAAGCUCCUAACGUACGUUUUUGA